AUGACACAUAAACUAGUUACCCCAUUGUUUCUCAUUUUUUUCUUCAUCUUCUCUACACUUUAUCAUGCAGUUUUAUCAGAUGAUCAAUCAAAUAAGACAGAAGAAGCAUCUCCACCACCACCAUCACCAUUUGAUUUCCUAAAGAAUUUGCAGGGAUCUCAAAAGGGUCAAAACGUUAAAGGCGUCAAAGAGCUAAAAGAGUACCUUAAACGAUUUGGCUACCUAAACCAUGACCAGUCCAGCAGCAAUUAUUUGAACACCAACAACAAUAAUGAAGGUGGUGGUGGUGAUGAUGAUUUCGAUGAGCAAACAGAGUCUGCCAUCAGAAAGUUUCAGCAGAAUUACAAUCUCACGGUAACAGGAAGCUUAGACUCAAAAACUGUAUCGAAGAUGAUGAUGCCACGAUGUGGUGUGCCAGAUAAAAUGAAUGGUAACAAUGCAGGAUUUCAUCUUGACUACAAAUUCUACGAUGGAAAUCCAAAAUGGCCACCUUCUAAAUCAACACUUACCUAUGGAUUCCUGAAUGGAACACCAAGACAAGGAGUAUACGCAAUUCGGAAAUCUUUACAGGAUUGGGCAAGUGUUAGCCAUUUUACGUUCAAGUACACUGAAGAUUAUGCAAAUGCUGACCUGAAAUUUUCCUUCCAGAAAAGGUAUCAUAAAGAUAAUGAUCCUUUUGAUGGUCCUGGUGGGGUUUAUGCUCAUGCUUGGGCACCACCCAUUGGAGCAGUUCACUUCGACAGUGAAGAGAGAUGGACAUUAGGUAAAUUUCCCCAUUCUAUUGAUUUGUACACCAUUAGCUUGCAUGAAAUUGGGCAUGCUUUGGGUCUUCAACAUAGCACAGUUCAGGCUGCUGUUAUGUAUCCAUAUGUUGGGGCUGGAGAGGUCAAGAACUUGCAGGACGAUGAUAUUCAAGGAAUUAGGGCUUUGUAUAAUUUAUAA
Messenger RNA from Hevea brasiliensis (rubber tree), 942 nucleotides. RefSeq names its product metalloendoproteinase 5-MMP-like. The record is from RefSeq and is a predicted model, not a curated record. Lineage: Eukaryota; Viridiplantae; Streptophyta; Magnoliopsida; Malpighiales; Euphorbiaceae. The coding region runs from base 1 to 942 and encodes 313 amino acids. Gene Ontology annotation, molecular function: zinc ion binding; metalloendopeptidase activity. The transcript has a single exon. Gene Ontology annotation, biological process: proteolysis; collagen catabolic process; extracellular matrix organization. Gene Ontology annotation, cellular component: extracellular matrix.